This is a messenger RNA of Apaloderma vittatum (bar-tailed trogon), 831 nucleotides long. RefSeq names its product RNA polymerase-associated protein LEO1-like. NCBI's taxonomy places the organism in Eukaryota, Metazoa, Chordata, Aves, Trogoniformes, Trogonidae. The transcript has 2 exons. The record is from RefSeq and is a predicted model, not a curated record. The annotation marks the transcript as partial.
AUUCUGAUUCUGGAUCUGAAUCUGAUUCCGAUCAGGAGAACGCUGGCUCUGGGAGUAAUGCCUCUGGAAGCGACAGCGACCAGGAUGAUGACAGAGAGGCAAUAAAACCCAGUAAUAAGGAGUUAUUUGGAGACGACAGUGAGGAUGAAGGGGCAUCCCACCACACAGCGAGUGACAACCAUUCGGAAAGGUCCUACAAUCGCUCUGAAGCUUCAGGACAUUCUGAACACGAAGAUAAUGAUCAGUCAGACGUGGACCAGCACAGUGUUUCAGAAGCUGCUCACGAUGAUGAGGAGGAUGACCGUGGGCAUGGGUCAGAUGAAGGCAGUCAUCAUUCAGAGGGAGAUGGUUCUGAGAAAGCACACUCAGAGGAUGAGAAGUGGGGCAAGGAGGACAAAAGCGAUCAGUCAGACGAUGAGGAGAGACAGCAGAACUCUGAUGAUGAGGAGAGACAGCAGAACUCUGACGAUGAGGAGAAAGUGCAGAACUCUGAUGAAGAUGAAAGGCCACAGAUAUCUGAUGAUGAGGAAAGGCUCCAGAACUCGGAUGAGGAGAAAAUGCAGAACUCGGAUGAUGAGGAGAGGCCGCAGGUCUCGGAUGAGGAGAAGAUGCAGAAUUCGGAUGACGAAGAAAGGGCCCAGCACUCUGACGAGGAGAAGAUGCAGAACUCUGACGACGACGAAAGGGCCCAGCACUCCGAUGAGGACGACCAAGAGCAUAAGUCUGAGUCUGCAAGGGGCAGUGAUAGUGAAGAUGAAGUUCUGCGAAUGAAGCGAAAGAAGCCAAUUGCGUCAGAUUCAGAAGUGGACAGUGAUACAGAAGGACAGAAAG